GCCUCUCCAUACCAACGACUAGACCGGCUCUCUAUAUCCAGUUCGACUUAUCCCGUUCGAAUCACCUCACCAACUCUGCUACCGACACUGUUCAGCAUGGUCGCCUCUAUCGUUUCCAAGUUGGUGCUUGUCGCACUACCCCUCAUCUCCGUCGCCACAGCGGCACCUGUAGCUGACAUCACCAUUGUUCCCGUCGCAAAUGCCACCGUCGCUCCUCUUUCGGAAGAUGCAUUCGAGGAAGCGACCGUUCUCAACCCAAACGCAACCAUCCCCAACGCAAAUGCUACACAGUGGGCGCCGCUUUCUGAUGCCGACUACGACUCUGAGUACGAUGUAUACGAUGACGACACCUUCACAAAGCCCGAUACCCGCAGUGGCAUCGCGAAACUGUUCAGCCGUGGUCCGUCGGCGUUUUGGGGGAAAAAGAACACGGGCAUCGGUUCUUGGUUCAGAGCGAACCACGGGAACGACGACACCAACGGAAAAAGCUGGUGUGGAUAUCCAUACAAUGACUGGACCCCUGGGUUUGCACCGGACAUCUCGCAAAUGACCGAGUGGACCAACGCGAAAUACAAGUGGAAUAACCCUGGGCAAAACAAGAAAUGGGUACAGUACGCCACAGCGUACUGUGGCCUGGAAGCUGAGGUGACCAAUCCACAGAACGGCAAAAAGAUGAAGCUCUUCAUCACGGACGCAUUCGACCACGCAUGGGUCAGGUCUCCCGGCUCCAUCGACAUCCACGUCAAGCGAUGGGAGCAGCUUACCAACAACUACUCCCGAGACAAGAACAAGGUCAUCAAGGGUGUCACAUGGACACUCACUGGUCGUCGUAGCGGUCGUUACAAGUUCCAGGGCACCGGCAACUAGAUCUGUCUGAUUCACGGCGUAGUUCGCCUUGCGUAUUGCAUUGCGGCAUCACCGCAAGUAGCCUCGCAAAACUCCCGCUGGCGGGAUUGUGAUGUCCCUCUAGUUUUGUCUGCAUCCCAUAUUUCCUUCGUACAUAUCCACGUUCUGCGCUGCAUUAUACCUAGAUAAUGAAGACCUGUAUAUGAUUAGAGAACUCCUCUUCUUG
Molecule: messenger RNA, 1072 nt
Organism: Fimicolochytrium jonesii
Lineage: Eukaryota; Fungi; Chytridiomycota; Chytridiomycetes; Spizellomycetales; Powellomycetaceae
Exons: 2
Coding region: 97-867 (256 amino acids)
Source: RefSeq, a predicted model, not a curated record